Brassica napus (rape) is the source of this 686-nucleotide messenger RNA. Its product is annotated as polyadenylation factor subunit 2. NCBI's taxonomy places the organism in Eukaryota, Viridiplantae, Streptophyta, Magnoliopsida, Brassicales, Brassicaceae. The record is from RefSeq and is a predicted model, not a curated record. The coding region runs from base 84 to 578 and encodes 164 amino acids. The transcript has a single exon.
UCUCUUUUUACUAUUAAGUCUCAACAAUCUAUUCUCAUCUUGCAACCAAAGACCAAACUCAAUCUUCUCUAGCUAAAGUAACCAUGUUGUCUCUUCAAGCUUCUCUCUGUAUCUCUCUUAUUUCCUUUUAUUUAUCACUUCUCAGCUUUGUCAAUCUAAACUCAGCUUCGGAUUCAAACUCUGGUCUCUGCACUCCUUAUCCAUGUAACCAACCGCCUCAGCCGCCUUCUUCUACAGGCUACUCUCCAUAUGGUAAUCCUCCUCCGCCACCUCCCUCUACAGGCUACUCUCCAUACGGUAAUCCUCCUCCACCGCCUUCACCGCCACGUUCUCGCUGCCCUCCUGUUCCUCCGACAGGCUGUUGCAACCAACCACCACCUUCUACGUAUUAUUCUCCUCCGUAUCCUUACUUUUAUACUCCUCCUUAUCCUUACGGUACUCUCGGCGGAGGAGAAAGCGGUGGCGGGCAAGGAGGAGGUGGUGGAACCGGAGCAGCGGUGGCUCAUCACUAUUCUUCUUCUUCCGUGACGGUUUAUGUUUUGAUGAUUGUGGUAUCGUGUGCUUUUGUUGUCCUCUAGGGCAUGCAUAGGUUUUGAUAAAUAUUAGAUAUAUCAAAAGCCACCUUCUUUUCUGUUAUUAUCUCAGAAUUUUUGCAGUGUAAGUUCGAAUAAAAGUAAUUUAUGUUC